Molecule: messenger RNA, 2494 nt
Organism: Hemicordylus capensis (graceful crag lizard)
Lineage: Eukaryota; Metazoa; Chordata; Lepidosauria; Squamata; Cordylidae
Product: fatty acid-binding protein 5-like
Exons: 1
Coding region: 1811-2329 (172 amino acids)
Biological process (GO): fatty acid transport
Cellular component (GO): nucleus; cytosol
Molecular function (GO): fatty acid binding
Source: RefSeq, a predicted model, not a curated record
ACCUGGGCCACAACAUAAGGAGGUUGGCAAUUUCACAUUUGAGUUCUUUAAGGAUUCUUGGAUGGAUGCUGUCUGGCCCUGGCGAUUUGCUAGUUUUCAUUUUUUCCAGUCAAUUUAGAACAUCAACUUGUACUUCAGGAAGUGACUCUUGUCACUUCAGGCAUGGUUAGGCAGUCCACAAGUUAGCCCACUCGUGCAUCAAAUGUUCACAUAUCUGCCAUCUUGAAUCAAGGUGGAUGACAUCAUUACAAACACUGGCCUUGAGCUGUCUCUACAGCUGUAGCAACUUUGGUUAGGUGGCUCAUAAGUUAGCCCAGUUACAUCUCAAACAUUCAUGUGUCCACCAUCUUGAAUUGAGUGCACGACAUCAUCACAAAUUAUGACAUUAAGGUGUCUCUACAACUGUUCCAAAAUUGGUUCAAAUCGAUUUGAUGGUCCACAAGUUAGGCCAAAUGUGCUUCAAACGUAUAUGCGUCUGCCAUCUUGAAUCAGGAUGGAUGACAUCAUCAUAUAACAUGUCAUUAAAGUGUCCCUACAAAUUUGGUUCAUAUUGCUCCAGGCAUUGUGAAGUUGAUAGUGGGGGACAUGCACCCUCUCACUCUCUGCUGGAUGAUCUCAUAAGCUUAUUUAAGGAAGUAGGCUAAAAAUGAUGGACAUUAACUGGAGGAGGAUAAUUUAGAAGAACAAGGGACAGAAACAUGACGACAGUGGUGUAGCUAUAACUGAACAAAGCAGGGGAACACAUGUCCCUAGGCCCCUGAGGGAGAGAGGUCCACCAGCAGAGUGUGACAGCUUGCUCUUUGAAGUUCCUCUCCCAUCUCUCCAAAGAAGAUGGGCUUGGGGUUGGAUAAGGACCUACCUUCACUUUUUGUCCCAGGGCCUACUCCAACUUUGUUAUGCCCUUGCAUAGCAAGGAAUAUAAAUUAAAUAAGAACACUGAGAGAUAUAUGAAAGAGGCCCAGAGUUAAAAGUAACAUCACCAUCUGAUGACAAAUUCAGGAGAGAGAAGAAAUACCUAUGAAAAGUAUUUCCAUAAUGCUUCAAGACAAAUGCUGCCAGCUUGUCUGGCAGUGACUCAGGAGCAAUGUUUUAAAUCAUUAUUUUGGUGUGUGUCUGUGUGUGUGUUAAAUUGUAUUUACUUUUGUGAACCGCCUGAAGCCUUGGAGUCAGGCAGUAUAUCAAUAAAAUAAAAUAAAUAAAUAAAAAAUUCUCCAGCAAUGCUUCAAAACAAACUAGAACGAAGGCCAGGCCAGUCUUCAACCCCAGGUAUCAGCAUGAGCAAAGUGAAACUUUCUCCAGUUUGCCUGGUAAACAGCAACAAAGAAAACCCUUUUCAUUGUGGCACAGCCAGUCCUUUUGAAGAGCUGCAAAGAGGGUGGGACCACCCCUCAACCCAGAUUUGAGCAGCAGCAGCACAGUGAAACACCUUUAGUAAAUGGAAACUCUCUCCAUUUUACUAAGCAUGAAAAGAUGAGGGGGCACACGCAGGGCAUUAUAAAUGUUAUGUGAACAAAUGUGAAUACCCUGAGGUGUAAAUGUAGCCUGUGUUAGGCCUAAAAAACUUGGCCACCAGGACAAUGAUUCUCAGUCACUGGAAACACUUUAAUCCACUUGCAAUGCAACAAUGCCUGGAGGGCCCGGUGCAAUUGGCAGUGAGAGAUCAGGGUUUUCAGCACAAGAAAUAAGAGACCUGAUAAAAACCUGCCCGGCCUCUUCCCUCUGUAGUUCAUUUUAGUGUCUCUUUACCACUCCCUCCUUUUUAUUAUUGUAUACUUCGGUGAGCAGGACAGCUCCUCGUAAACGCCGCGCAAUGUCCAGCGCAGAAGACUUUUUGGCCAGAUGGCGCCUUAUCUCCAGUGAAGGCUUUGAUGAGUACAUUAAAGAAUUGGGUGUGAAUAUGGCUAUGAGAAAGAUGGGAAGCAUGGCCAAGCCAUGUGAAGGCUUUGAUGAAUACAUUAAAGAAUUGGGUGUGAAUAUGGCUAUGAGAAAGAUGGGAAGCAUGGCCAAGCCAGAUAUUAUCAUCAGCAAGGAGGGAGAUACAAUUAGAGUGAAAACAGAAAGCACUUUUAAAACACACGAAUUCAGCUUCAAAUUGGGUGAGAAGUUUGAAGAAAAUACCAUCGAUGGUCAAAAAACUCAGACCCUUAUCACCUUAGAUGACCAUAAUACAUUGACCCAAAACCAAGAGUGGGACGGCAAAGAGACCACAAUAACCAGAAAACUAAUAGAUGGGCAAAUGGUUAUGGAAUGUGUGAUGAAUGCUGUUAAAUGUACUGUGAAUCUAUCAGAAAGCAUGAAGACACUGGCUUCCAUUUUGGGUCAAUGCUGAGUGCAGUGAGAUGCUGUGUGGUUCCAAGAAUAAAGCUAGUUAUGCUCUAUAUUUCUCUUCUCUUCUCUUCUCCACCUUCCUUUUCUUAAGUAUCUUGGAUGAGUCAGUACUGUACACAUUUAAAUUUCAAUGCCUUGAUGUAACUAUUGAAGUAUUAAAUGUAAA